Messenger RNA from Betta splendens (Siamese fighting fish), 1669 nucleotides. RefSeq names its product transmembrane protein 35 (gene tmem35). NCBI's taxonomy places the organism in Eukaryota, Metazoa, Chordata, Actinopteri, Anabantiformes, Osphronemidae. The coding region runs from base 432 to 917 and encodes 161 amino acids. The transcript has 2 exons. Gene Ontology annotation, cellular component: endoplasmic reticulum. Gene Ontology annotation, biological process: chaperone-mediated protein complex assembly; positive regulation of protein localization to cell surface. Gene Ontology annotation, molecular function: acetylcholine receptor regulator activity. The record is from RefSeq and is a predicted model, not a curated record.
ACGUGCUUUUUCUGCUUUUCUUUGGUAAUGACAGAUUUAUAUAUCUAUAUAUAGGAGUAAAUACUUAUUCAAAGACUGUAAAUUAUGGGAUGUUUUGCUUUUUAUAUUUUUAUUUUAUAUGUGUCUCAAAUGUGAGCUUUCAGCUUCUGGGGCCCCUUAGAGUCCAGGGCAGGGGCCCUAUACGUUUACGGGCCUUUAUUGCAGUAGAUGCAUUAUAACAGUCUGCUAACACGGACAGGUUGAGUUUGGCAGUAGGUGAAUCUGUCAGAAACGGAAGCGCGGAGCCGCGUCUGAGCGGCGGAUGCGGCGCACGGGGGACCGGAGCGCCGCCAUGUUUGUGCGCCUGCUCCAGAAGCCCAUCCCCCUGGCGCAUCUUCACCGGCGAGCCGUCCGACUCUCCUUCACCUCGGUGGGAAGCGGCUGGCUGAGACAUGGCCUCACCAAGGACGGUCACCAUCGUGGCGCUGUCGUUCGCGCUGGGCUUGUUCUUCGUCUUCAUGGGCACCAUCAAGCUCACUCCGCGGCUGAGCAAAGACGCGUACAGCGAAAUGAAAAGAGCGUACAAGAGCUAUGCCAAAGCAUUGCCGGGCCUGAAAAAGAUUGGGAUCAGCUCGGUCCUGCUCCGCAAGAUCAUCGGCUCCCUGGAGGUGGGCUGCGGCGUGGUGCUGACGCUGGUCCCCGGCAGACCCAAGGACGUGGCCAACUUCCUGUUGCUACUGGUCAUGCUGGCCGUCCUGUUCUUCCACCAGCUAGUAGGGGACCCCCUGAAGCGCUACGCGCACGCUCUAGUCUUCGGCAUCCUGCUCACCUGCCGGCUGCUCAUCGCCCGCCAGAGCGACGACCGGCCGGAGAGGGAGGACAGUAGAGAGGAGCAGCACCUCAACGACCAGGAGAAGAACAAGGUCAAGCAGUCUUAAGAACUGGCGCGUUCCUGUGGAUUGUAGGAGGUGAUAUUUGGAAGGAAGCAAUCACUCUCAGUAAUAGUGGCCAUCACACACAUCCCCUGUCCCAUCCGGCUGGCUGACGGACAACUCACCCACUCUGCAGUCGUAAUAGGAAAGUGAGAACUCCUGACCGUUCACCUCCGCGAAGCCGUGGAAACUUUGAAGAGCUCACAAUAGCCAAUCAAUUUUCUAUUUAAUUUAGUCCUACACUGCGUUAAAUGUUUGUGUUUAUGUUUUGAAUCAAGCGUGAAAGCAUGUUUCACGGGGCUGUAUAAUAUCAACGUAAACAGAAAUCAGCACUGUUAGAAGAAUUUUCUACUAAUUGUUCAUCAGUUUGUACUGCAUAUCCAAGUUGUUUUAAUGCAGUAUUUAUUGCAGGUUUUCAGUUUUAAUCUUGGACAUUUGCAGAAAUAUGCAUGAAAUCAUUUCUCCUGAAGUAAAACGUGCUAAGUAUUGUCUUGUUCAGUUGUUAACUUGUUUAUCUGUUUACCAGAAGGACCGCUCACGUUUCUGCUGUCAGCUUUGACAGCAGACUUAACCAAAUCAAAACCUUGUUUUCAUUUUACAUUUUGUUACUGAAGUUUUAAACUCAGUCUCUGUCUUUUGAAGAUUUCAUUCACCCGUUAGGUAACUAAGGUAAUUAAGUCUCAAUUGAAAACCUGGCAGUUUUGAGAUUCACAAUUUUUCUGUAAAUGAUGAAACUUCAAAUAAAGAGUUGAAGGUCA